Caenorhabditis sp. 36 PRJEB53466 is the source of this 2493-nucleotide messenger RNA. Lineage: Eukaryota; Metazoa; Nematoda; Chromadorea; Rhabditida; Rhabditidae. The record is from the annotation of a GenBank genome assembly.
AUGAGUGACGAGGAAACGGAUAUGCCGGGCAAUAAGCCCAUUCGGCUUCCGAAAAAGGCAGCAAAAGUCAAGAAUAAGGUAAGCUUUAUCAAUGUUUUCAAUCAAUAAUUCCAUUUUUCCCAAUUUCAGGCGCCAGCUCCACUCCAAAUCACCGCCGAACAGCUGCUUCGUGAGGCGAAAGAGCGAGAGCUCGAAUUGAUUCCUCCGGCACCGAAGACCAAGAUCACGGAUCCGGAUGAGCUGAAAGAGUACCAGAGAAAAAAGAGGAAGGAGUUUGAAGACGGAAUCCGCAAGAAUCGCAUGCAGUUGGCCAACUGGAUAAAGUACGGAAAGUGGGAGGAGUCAAUCGGCGAAGUCCAGAGGGCCCGGUCGGUUUUCGAGAGAGCUCUCGACGUGGAUCACAGAUCGAUCAGUGUGUGGCUACAGUACGCCGAGAUGGAGAUGCGAUGCAAACAGAUCAAUCACGCGAGGAACGUGUUCGACAGAGCCAUCACAAUCAUGCCGAGGGCGAUGCAGUUCUGGCUGAAGUACUCGUACAUGGAGGAAGUGAUCGAGAACAUUCCUGGCGCGCGACAGAUUUUCGAACGGUGGAUCGAGUGGGAACCGCCAGAGCAGGCGUGGCAGACCUACAUCAAUUUCGAGCUGCGAUACAAAGAAGUGGACAGGGCUCGUUCGGUUUAUCAGAGAUUCCUGCACGUGCACGGAGUGAAUGUACAGAAUUGGAUCAAAUAUGCAAAGUUCGAGGAGCGAAACGGAUACAUUGGAAAUGCACGGGCGGCCUACGAACGAGCCAUGGAAUACUUCGGCGAGGAAGAUACGAAUGAGACGGUUCUGGUCGCAUUCGCACUCUUCGAGGAGAGACAGAAAGAGCACGAGAGAGCGAGAGCCAUCUUCAAGUACGGACUGGACAGUCUGCCGUCGAAUCGGACCGAGGAGAUCUUCAAACACUACACACAGCACGAGAAGAAGUUCGGAGAGCGAGUGGGAAUCGAGGACGUCAUCAUUAGUAAACGAAAGACGCAGUACGAGAAGAUGGUUGAGGAGAACGGGUAUAACUACGAUGCGUGGUUCGAUUAUCUGAGACUUCUGGAAAACGAGGAAACGGACCGCGAGGAGUUGGAGGACGUUUACGAGAGAGCCAUUGCGAAUGUUCCGCCUCACUCGGUAAGAGAUUCAGGAUUUUGAAAAAAUUCGGAUGAAACAAAGUUCCCCAAACGAUCCCACGUUAAAGUUCCUCAUCGUCGCUGUCAGUUCUUUCAGGAGAAGCGCUACUGGCGUCGUUACAUCUAUCUCUGGAUCAACUACGCCCUCUACGAAGAACUUGUCGCAAAGGACUUCGAACGGGCUCGCCAGGUCUACAAAGCAUGUCUGGAGAUCAUUCCGCACAAAGUGUUCACUUUUGCCAAGGUCUGGAUCCUGUUCGCUCAUUUUGAGAUCCGACAACUCGAUUUGCAAGCCGCCAGAAAAAUUUUGGUUAGUUUUACUGAAAAAGAAGAAGUGGAUGUGCUUUAUAUUGAUCUCUCAUUUUUCCCAAGUUUUAAGUUCGUAUGGUUUCAGGGUGUCGCAAUCGGAAAGUGCCCGAAAGACAAGUUGUUCCGCGCCUACAUUGACCUGGAACUGCAGCUGCGCGAAUUCGAUCGUUGCCGAAAACUGUACGAGAAAUUCCUGGAAAACUCGCCGGAAAGCUCGCAAACGUGGAUCAAAUUCGCUGAAUUGGAAACGCUUUUGGGAGACACGGACCGUGCUCGCGCGGUUUUCGACAUUGCCGUCCAACAACCGGCACUCGAUAUGCCCGAACUUUUGUGGAAAGCAUACAUCGACUUUGAAAUCGCAUCGGAAGAACACGAGAAGGCACGAGAGCUGUACGAGACACUUCUGCAGCGGACGAAUCACAUCAAAGUGUGGAUUUCGAUGGCCGAGUUCGAGCAGACGAUCGGAAAUUUCGACGGAGCUCGCAAAGUGUACGAGAAGGCGAAUCAGUCACUAGAAAAUGCGGAGAAAGAGGAGAGGCUGAUGCUUUUGGAGGCGUGGAAGGAGUGCGAGACAAAGAGUGGAGAUGUCGACGCGCUCAAGAGGUAGUUUCCGUUUCUUUUUCACCGAUUGCAACCGAUUUUCAGAGUGGAAGCGAUGAUGCCGCGUAAAGUGAAGAAGCGUCGUCAGAUCCAGACGGAAGACGGCGUGGACGCCGGCUGGGAGGAGUACUUCGACUACAUUUUCCCGCAAGAUCAGGCCGCCAAAGGAUCGUUCAAGCUGCUGGAGGCCGCCGCCAGAUGGAAGAAGCAGAAGGAAGAGGCCGCCCGGGCUGCUGCUCAGGAGACUUUGGAUGCUCCGGCGGAGAAGGAAGUAGAAGGAAACGAAGAGAAGGAAGGGGAGGAGCAAAAGGUGCGAGAGGGCGACAGUGACACGGACCUGUCGGAGAGCAGCGAUUCCGAUUCUUCGACGUCUUCUGAUUCAUCGGAGUCGGAUUCAGAUUCGGAUGAGGGCGAGAAGUAG